Messenger RNA from Trametes versicolor FP-101664 SS1, 1895 nucleotides. RefSeq lists its product as uncharacterized. Bases 138 to 1895 code for a protein of 585 amino acids. The record is from RefSeq and is a predicted model, not a curated record. Lineage: Eukaryota; Fungi; Basidiomycota; Agaricomycetes; Polyporales; Polyporaceae. The transcript is spliced from 3 exons.
UCUUGAUUUCUUGCCUCGUCGCCCUUUUGGGCGUUCUCCAACACGCCUCCUUCGACAUCCUCUCCUCUCUGGCUCACCUCCGUCACCCGUCUAUAUCCUCGUUCAACGUGGCCUUCUUACAACUCACUGGCUUGGACAUGCGCCUGACCUUGGAUGCAUCUACGGAAGCAUUCCUGGGCGACGGCUUCGCAGUCCUUCCUCCUGACCACCUCAACCUCGCUCGUCCCAACCUCGAUGCGUUCUUUGCCCCGUCGAUCGAGAUGUCCAACAACACCCACUCGACACUAGAAUACCGAAGCAAGCAUGUAUACUUCUUCUGGCGCACCCUCUUUGGCGCCGCCGUCUUGGUCACCAUGCCCGUCUUCGUCACUAUCAUCUGCAAGGGCAUACGCAUGUCGAGGGACAGCGCUCGCGAGAAGAAAGCCGCUGAACAACAACGCCAGAGGAUCCGCGCGCAGGUGCGCCAAGCGGCGCAAUACGCGCUGUGCAGGACGGAUUCCCCCUUCAGUGCCGCCAGGGAGGAACGCUUCCGGACCUCGAUCGCGCACCUGUUCUCCCCCGCGUCGAUCGAGGACCUCAUCUGGGAAUGUGCUCCUCAACCCCCGGUUACGUACGUACCUUCGACCCCAUCCGCCUCGACCCCGGUGGUGUUUGUUGAGACUGGCGCGGCCGUCGAACACCUUCGUGUGUCCGACUACAACCGCAGCCGGUCGACGCAACCCACCAAAGUCGAGGUAGAUGUCGCCGAGGAGCGUCACGGGUCCACCACUAUGGAGGAGUGCCUUCCGGUGGAGGCUCUUUUCAACGCGGUCAUCGACGACCCCGUCGAGAGCACAUUCCAGGACCCCGACACCACGCACAACGCCAACGUCACACUUACCCCUCUCUCUGUGGCGAAGGAGUUCCCCUGCACAACCACUACUCUCGACCCUACCACAACCGAACCCCACGCCGCGGCCGACGAGGAGCCCCCUCUGCCUGACUUCCGCGAGGGCCAACGUCGACUCCGAGCCUUCCUCCUCAAAGAAGGCUACUAUCUCUCCCCCGCCAGGCCCAGCGCAAACCUCCACCAACGCGAUCACGCCGGGAAUAAAUGCACCCCCGGCGUACCAUCCCGCAAUUCACCCACAUUCACAAGCCCGACACCCACAGCCCACAACAACACCGAGCAGGACUGGGGCUCCGACUCAGAGGACUUCGACCUCUCUUUCGAACUUCUCAAGCCCACUCUACCCGCUGCAAAGGCCGCCUUCAAGGUCCUCGACGCGCCCGCCCAGCAACACAGCUCCCCGCUCGACACCAGCCACCCCGAACUCGUGCACAGCACCUCAGGAUUCGCCUUCGAUACCACGGGGAUCACCUCAUCCACCCCGGCGCGCGAUCGCAUCCUGGACCGCCGCAACCGGAUCCACACCCCCACGGAGACCACGCGUUCGGACGGAGACCGUACGGAGAAUGUAGGCAUCGCUUCGCCGGAGUGGAACUCCCAAGACACCACCCCCAGCUUCACCCGCAGGCGAGCCCCGCAACCCAGCUCCUCGCUCGACACCAGCCAUCUCGCAUCCGGAUCCGCACGCACCACCUCACGGCUCAAAUUCGAAACCACCGAGCUCAUCGCAUCCAGCCCGGCGCGCGACCGGAUGAUAGCUCUCCUCAGCCGGUUCCCCACCCCCGCGAAGUCAACACGGCUGGACAAGGGCAAGGGACGCGCCGUCGAAGAGGCCCCUCCCAGCCCCAAGGACGCACGAGCCCAGACACCCUCCGACGCGCUUCCCGACAGCGAUCCCUUUCCCUCACGCACCCGGCUCAUCGAACUCAUCAACCGCGCUAAGGCACAGCAGAGUAUGAGAAGCGGGGGCGUCGUUGGAAAGUCGCUGGCUGUAGGAGAAGGAUAG